AUGCGGACAUUUCUGAUCUUCCCUCUUCUUUUCUCGACUGCUUCUUUGGCAACACCCCUGAUAUCACGAGACGAGCCGCAGGAUUGGAUCGCAGGAGAGAUCGCUUACGCUAAAACCUACGACAUCACCCUUCAGCCCAGUGAUACGGGAAUCGGCAAACGAGGCAUGCUCUUGGCUCGAUACAACGAUGGUGAAGGCCGUUACCUAGGUUCCGACGGCAAUCACCGUUACGCCUCUGGUGUCAAGUGCUGGAACGAUUAUUUCGUUGUCGAACAGAACCUUUACAACGACCCUUGGCGCCAGGCCUCCAGCAAAGUUUACUGCACCAAGAGCCAGUCCUGCCAGGCGACUCAGGGUGUCAACAACCAGGUCUGCGAGACUACUUCCUUUGAGAUUUCCGCUGGAAUCACGGCCGAGUUCGUCACCGCCAGUAUCAGUCGGAUCGACCUCAUUGACUGCGUGUACCUGGAACGAUCAAGGGUGUCAUGUCAUUUGGAGCCAACAGCAGAUGUUAAGCCAGAAGGGGUACCAAAGACGAAGAUGCACGAGCAGUAA
Messenger RNA from Colletotrichum scovillei, 555 nucleotides. RefSeq lists its product as uncharacterized. The record is from RefSeq and is a predicted model, not a curated record. The transcript is spliced from 2 exons. Bases 1 to 555 code for a protein of 184 amino acids. NCBI's taxonomy places the organism in Eukaryota, Fungi, Ascomycota, Sordariomycetes, Glomerellales, Glomerellaceae.